Molecule: messenger RNA, 5271 nt
Organism: Ruditapes philippinarum (Manila clam)
Lineage: Eukaryota; Metazoa; Mollusca; Bivalvia; Venerida; Veneridae
Product: nonsense-mediated mRNA decay factor SMG8-like
Exons: 23
Coding region: 74-2827 (917 amino acids)
Biological process (GO): nuclear-transcribed mRNA catabolic process, nonsense-mediated decay
Source: RefSeq, a predicted model, not a curated record
UUUACAAUUAGGUAGUGGACGGCCACAGAAGUGCCGGGUUUUAGAUAAGCUAGACGGAUUUUAUCAUGGUAAAAUGUCGGCAGUCGAAGCAACAACAAAUUCUUUUCCAGUAAAACACGAUUUUGUGCCAAGCCAGUUUAAAGACAAUAAAGUAUGUGUUGUGUCUAUCAUUGGAAAGAGCCUGUACAAAACUGCUACUUCAAAAGCAUCUUUAUUCAACCCAAUUCUAGAUGCCGACAUAUUUAAGGGUGUGGAGGGAUACCUUGAGGAUAGUAUAAAUCAAGGUGACAUAGAGUGUUACUAUGACAUUGACAGCAAUGUGGUAUACCUACAUCUCACCAGUAUACUAGAUUCUUACAGAUUGACGUCAGUUUGCCAGAGACUUAAGGAUGCCUCUGUCAAGGAUUUUCAGACACUAUGGCAACAAGAGGAUUGUCACAAUGCUAAAUGUCUCUUCUUCAUGUUUCAAGUUUCUCAUAUACUUGUGAUAUCACACCCAGGUUCAUCUUUUGAUGUUACAUAUGUCAGAUUAUUCAGGAUUUUGGACUCUAUAAGGAUGAAGGUACAGAAAUGCGUAACAGAACAGCUCCUAGAUCUACCAAUCUCUAAAGAUUGGAAAUACAAUGGGCGACCAUGUUCACCAAGAGUUCUCUUUGUAUUUGAGACAUCAACUAUAGAAUAUGAUCCGGAAGAGUUGGUGGAGAACACGGGAUACAAGGCAAGACCACAGAGAAUACAUCCAAUCAAAAGGCUGCAGCACUGUAUGGAGGAUCAGAUAUACAAGAUCCUGAGAAAAUCCAGAGUAAUUACCAAUAUCAGUAACAAUUCACUAUUUGCUGUGCCAGCCAAUCAGGAGUUUGUAUUUAUUCAUGUGUACCAGAAUGAGGCUGCUGACCCAGUUUCAUUUUUCCUGCAGCAGAUCAGAGAAAAUACAUUACAGCAUGAUGCAGAUUCAGAUCUGCCAAGGAAAAGUUAUCAAUCAAAUAGAAGAGGUCAAGGUGGUAUAGACAGGUCGAGGUCACAAGGACUCUCCAGAAAUGGAGGAGAGUUUAGUUUUAAGGAGUUUAUAUGGCAACAUAUUGAUAUGGCACUGACAAAAGGUUUUGAUGAUAAUGUCGGACGGCACCCAGUCACUGCAACCUUUGAGCUUGCUACAAGUGAGACAUGGUUUACCUUGGCAAACAAAUUAUAUCUUAUGUUAUUCUCAGAGAAGCUAGAUCCUAAACUCCAGCCACACUGCAAUACACUCCGAUCUCUUCUUGAAACAGAUCUUCGAUUCUCAGAGAAUCGGUGUAACAAGGUAUUACCAGUAGCAGAAAGUUCCUAUCAGGAAAAUUUACCCACUCAUUAUGUCACUAACUACCAUCUUAGCAAGUUAGCACAAGCUAAGAAAGUGUUCAGUCAGUUUGCUAGAGGUCCUGCCUGUGAUAAAUACAUGAAACAGCUGGAAGACUCGUGUGAGAGAUUCUGGAAAAAUGGGAGACAACUCUGUGAGGAAAUCAGUCUGACGGGCAAUCAUUGUGUUAAUCCAUUACAUAAGACAGAGGAUGAGAUAGACACUGAGAGUAACUCACACCUUCCAUUGAUGCCACAUUCUAGUCAACUCAAGAUGAAAGCCGCUUGUAAUUGUGGGAAAAAACAAGCUGAUAAAGAAGAUCCAUUUAAUCACAAGGCGGCCAACUAUGAUUUCUAUGUAAAACUGGAGGAAAUGUGUUGCGGAAAGUUAGAGCGUUAUGAAUUCCCUGUGUUUCAAGCCAGCAGUACCGACAUACGGGCAGCAUUACUAACCCCGCCGGUUAGGUCUAAGGCUCAGCCACCCAAACUUCAGAAGGAAUCAGUCUCUAGUGCAGGUAAAGGAGAGGUGGCUGGUGUAACUCAAGGCAUGGCCAGUCUCAGCCUGGCAUUGAGUCUAGAUAUGUCCUUCCCAUCUUCAUGUCAGUCUGGUGGGAGUGAUUUGUUUGCACAUGGUGGACAGAGUAAUUGCAGCCCUCUACCUGAUCAAGAUGAUGCUGCAACACCUAAUCCGGAUCAGCCAGAAGCUCAUUCUCCAUCUUCUCCAUUAAGCCCGGCCCCUCUAAGACAGCAUUCUACAACAGAAUAUUUGCCUGGAAUGAUCCAUACAGAGUCACCAGUGGGGCUUCUACCUAAGUUUCCAUCCUGGUCGCUGGUUUGUCUUGGAAAAUCUAGUCUUUAUAAUCAUACACAAGGUUUAGACCUUCCAGGGUUUUUAAGUGGAAGUAAUUUUUUGUUACCCUGGGAUAUAACCGUACAAGCAGAGAGAGAUAAAUGGCCCACAGUAGGAGAAACUACAGGCAAGAAAGGAAAACAGAAGAAAGGAACAAGAGGGAAAGAACUAACAGAGGUUAAUCUGCGAGUGUAUAUAGGGGAGGAAUAUGAAUGCCCUCGAGGUCACAGGUUCUUCUGUAGUGGUCCUGAAAAAAUCAUCAAAGUUUCCAGUACCAGCACUGUAAAGGACAAUGCUAACAAACUUGUGAACUUAGAUAUGCCACUUUACUGCCCAUGCCACUGCAGGUCUUCUAAAGGUUAUAUGGCGCAGAUGAUGAGGCUGUUUGUAGUGACUCCAGAUGGACCUUUGAGGGUCAGUAUCAACCCAUUGAUACAACCUGCACCUCACCCAUGUCCUAUAUUCCACCCUGGGGUUGGAGAAGAGAUAGACCUUAGUUCAGGCUCACUCUGGGUUCUACGUUUACCAUCUGUUUAUAUGGGAGACCAGGGACCAUACACCAUGCCAGCAGAUGCCACACAGCUUCCAGCAUGCAGGCUUCUCAAGGGUACAUUCAACUUUAAAGAAAUCGCUGGAGAUUAACGAAACUGCCCAGCUAGACCUAUUUCUUAAGAAAUAACGCCAGGGACGAGAGGAUUAAAGGACUAGUUCUACCCCAAGUUUAAUUCUGCAAGAUAUAUUAUAAUGUAUGUCUUUAAUGUAUGUACCAGGUUUGAGCUUUGUGGGGUGUGCUCGUUAGUAAAGAGGAUUGUUCAUCUAUUCCAGUUGCAAAUACAGUGGUCUCACGUACAUACAUAUUUGCAUGGUUUAAUAAUGGAGGAGAUUAUAUAGUUAUUCGUGACAAAGUUUGCUUUGGUCGGAGAAGUGUUGGAAGUAAUAUUUUUCAAGGCAUAAAUAGGAAGUAAAUAUUCAGUCAAGGGUGGGGACUCGUUCAUUUGCUCAUUGAGGUGUGACAUGUGCUUACAGUUUAAACAAUCAAAUUAAGUGUACAUGUACUGAUGUACUGAUUCAGAUAUGUACAUUCUAAAGAUAUUGCUAUGAUAUAAUACUUUAUCAUCGUUGUUGUUUUUUGAUUUCUUAUUGUUACAGUACAUUUGUGAAAUAACAGUAAAUUUGUGAAGUUGAGGCAGUCAUAGUAGGAAACGUUUCUUUGAACUUUUAACACAUACCGUGCUGAUUUUGCGACUCUGUAAAUAUGAUGUGCAAGUAAAUAUGAUAUUGCACUCCGUGCAUAUAGUUUGACGUGACGUUAUAGUGUAUGUUAGCGUUUACUAUAAAUUUACACUAUAGGCGCAUCAAUGGAAAAGAAUUCUUUUUGCACAUAAUUUUGGGCAUGUGAUAAAUAGAAUUUUACAUUCGUGCAGGUUCAUUACUGAAUUUAUUGAACUCGUUGAAUAAAAUAAUAUUUUGGUCGCUAGAGGCUCCAUAAUAUUAUAAGAAUCUUACACUAGCUACGGGUACAGACCUGAAUAUGUAGCUUGGGGAGGGGGUGGGGUGUAACUGUUUACGGCGGUAACGAGGCUUUGCUGAGAGUUCGCUAAAAAUUACCGAGAGCUAGAUAUUCCUGUCUGUAUGGACAGUCGGUGUUUGCAUAUUACUUAUCAAUUUAUUUCAUAAACUGAUACGGGGAAGUUAAAGGCCGGGACCGCGAUGCACGCGACUUGUCUUACAUUUGGGAGGGGGUAUAGACUUUAAGAAUCUUACACCGGCUGCCGGUACAGACCGGAAUAUCUAACUUGAGGGUAACUGUUUACGUCGGUAACGAGGGCUAGAUAUUCCGGUCUGUACCGGCAGCAAGUGUUUGAUUCUUUUUCUUGCAUAUUAAAUGCCAUUUAUUCUCGGAACAGAAAUUACGAAAACUGAUAUUUUCAUUACACACUUUUCUUUAAGUGUCCAGCUUUAUUUGUCAUCCAAUGAAAACGCUGUAUUUCUUAAAGAUAUACCAUGCUCAUCUUUGAGUAAAAUAUUUUAAUCCAAUAUAUUUGUUAAAACCUAUGAAAUCCUUACUGAAUAUGUCUAAUUUGAAUAAAAAACGAAUUAACUAUGUUUUGAAAGUCGUUCCUUUCUAUUGGUAUUUUUCCAAAAAAACUGCCAGUUUUUUAACGACACUAUAUAUUCAUAUUGUGACCAGUGCACUUACAGUGUGUAGAGUUUUAAACAUAAAAUAUCUACUUUGUGUGUAGUCAAAACAUGUUUAUUUUAUAUUUACAAAGAGACUGUGUAGCAAUAACCAGAAAUUCCUGAUAUCAAAUUUGAACAUAGUAUAUCUUUAAAGAUUGCGUGUGUUAAUUUUCAUAGAAGAACAAAAGUCGAUACUAUGUCGAAUUCCGCUCAUAGUUGCCUUCUAUUUUUCAUAGUACUUCAAAGAACCGCGUAGUGACGUAAUUAAGUGAAUAAAAUUAAGCCAAAUAAAGCUUGACACUAAAUAUGUAAGUGUUCAUCCGUAGCUGUUCUACAGAAAUUAGAAACAUUCUCCUGUCGCUAUCGCUGCCGUCGAUGUUUCUAAUUUCUGUAGAACAGUACGAAUGAACACUAACAUAUACAUAGUUGGGUAUGAACCUACAAACUUCAUUCAUAGCGGGAAAAUGGCGUCAUCCAUAGAACGCAAUUUAUUCAUAAAAGGCGCACGGCAAUGACGUCACUUAAAGCACGCGACUUGUCUUACACGGGGUGUAAGACAGGGUUUUGCCGACCUGGUAGAUAAUCCUGAUAUGCAAGAAAGGGUGUAUGCGGUACAGAUAAUCCUGUCUGAUAUGAAAAAAAAAUUCAACUCGUUUAAUAAAUUCAAUAUUAAACCUACAUUCAUUCAAUAUCCUCUAUUAAACCUUUAGAAAAGCUGACGGCCGCUUUAAUAAGGUUUCAACUGCAGGAUACUUUUAAGAAACUUAGUUGAAUGACAAUAAAAACAAAACUCUCUAAAUUGAUUAUGUUGACAAUGAUAUCUUGCGUAUCUUUAUUGUGUUACCGACAUUUGUUAAUGUUUGUUUAAAUUGUGAACUAAUAAAAUACAGAAUGGUUGUCAAAGU